AUGUUCUACAUUAUCGGAGCAUUGUUAUUGCUCCAUGCCACAUAUUCCUCAUUUGAGUUGCACCAGGUACUCAAAAUAUCACAUUUAAAUUCUGCAUCGGUACCUUUGGACAUAAUUGUGGAAGUGGGAAUAGGGUUAGUUUUAAUAUUAGCAGGCGCCAUCAAGUCGAUAGAAAACCCAUCAGUUCUUGAUGUCCAGAAUAAGGUUCAAACACCUAAACAUAGAUUCCUAAAGGACAUUGAAAUGAGAAAAGCGACCGUAGAGCUUGAAGCCACAGGUUUUAGCGAAUAUCAGUAUUUGGAACUGAGAGUAGAUUUUAUCGACAUUGUGGAAAAACGCCGGCAGCAUGCCGCUUGGAUCGAAAAGUAA
Messenger RNA from Meyerozyma guilliermondii ATCC 6260, 369 nucleotides. RefSeq lists its product as uncharacterized. Bases 1 to 369 code for a protein of 122 amino acids. The record is from RefSeq and is a predicted model, not a curated record. Gene Ontology annotation, cellular component: EMC complex. The transcript has a single exon. Gene Ontology annotation, biological process: protein folding in endoplasmic reticulum. NCBI's taxonomy places the organism in Eukaryota, Fungi, Ascomycota, Pichiomycetes, Serinales, Debaryomycetaceae.